Punica granatum (pomegranate) is the source of this 2446-nucleotide messenger RNA. NCBI's taxonomy places the organism in Eukaryota, Viridiplantae, Streptophyta, Magnoliopsida, Myrtales, Lythraceae. The record is from RefSeq and is a predicted model, not a curated record.
AGCGGGGGGCGGUGAAAAGGAGGGAGGGGAUGAUUCGUUUUGGAUGAAGGCAGCUUGCGGUUGACUGCAAUUCAGCAUAUAACUCCGAAGGCCUUUCUCCCACUCUUCCCUCUCUCUCUCUCUCUCGCUAGGGUUUCGGCUGGACGGAGAAGCCAAGGAGCUGAACUCCGGCGGAAGUGGAGCAGUCUCCUGAGAAAGGAUGUUGUCAGCUUCGUCUUCCUCAGCUACGGUCCGAGUGGAGAAGGCGACGAGCGACCUUCUGAUCAACCCUGACUGGACUAUGAACAUCGACAUAUGCGAUUUCGUCAACACUUAUCCCGGGCAGGCUAGAGAUGUCUUAAAAGCAGUGAAGAAAAGGCUACAGCAUAAGAAUCCUAGAGUUCAAUUCCUUGCUCUGACGCUUUUGGAGGCCAUGGUGAAUAACUGUGGUGAUUAUAUCCAUUUUCAAAUUGUGGAGAGGAAUAUACUCGAGGAAAUGGUCAAAAUUGUAAAGAAAAAGAGAGAGAUGAGUGUGCAGGAUAAAACUCUGUCACUAUUAGAUAUUUGGCAGGAAGCUUUUGGCGGGCAAGGAGGAAAAUAUCCUCAAUAUUACUAUGCAUACGAUGAAUUAAGACGUUCUGGAGUAACAUUCCCAAGACGCUUAUCACCUGUGGCUCCUAUAUUUACGCCUCCUGUUGCUCAUCCUAUCGCACAUGCUCAAGGAGGUUAUGGAAUGCCAACCAAUUCGUCGAGAAGACUUGAUGAAGCUAUGGCAGCAGAUAAAGACAGACUGAGUGCAUCAACAUUGGAAUCCAUGCAGAAUAUUGUGGAGCUCUUAAGUGACAUGCUUCAGGCUAUGAAUCCCGGUGACGCAGCGGCUGUGAAGGAUGAUAUUGUAGUUGAUCUUAUUGACCGCUGUCGUGCAAACCAAAAGAAGCUAAUGCAAAUGCUUACCACAACCGAGGACGAGGAACUUCUUGGUCGAGGCCUCGAGUUGCUUGAUGUUAUGCAGAACUCUCUCGCAAAGCAUGAUGCUAUAGCCAAUGGCUCUGUGGUUCCAAGUCAGGCUACAGAUAUUGCCUCUGAAUCUACAGUGUCGAGUCAAUCUACGAGUUUGAGCCCUCCAGCAGCUGAAAAGAGGAGCCAACCGAGUGAAACCAAAAGAGACAUCAGCCCGAGAACUAAUGUUAGUCCCCAGUCCCCUGCUGCCACUUUCUCAAGGGGAUUCGUCGAUGAGGAGGAAGAGGACGAUGACUUUGCACAGCUAGCUCGAAGGCAUUCGAGAUCACCUGCUUCCCCAGGUACAUUCACUGGAAGCGUUAUGAGUCCCACAUCAACUGAAACAGCCGAUCAAAUUCGUAUUCCGACGCCAGAUGCCCCAACUACUGCCACCUCAAAGGCCUUGGUUUUGACAGAUCUGCCUCCACCUGUUAGGACUACAAAGGAGCAGGACAUGAUUGACCUUCUAAGUCUUGCCCUCACAACUACCUCCGUCUCUUCUCAGGAUCCUCCUAGUACUCCCCCUUCCAACCAAAGUGUGCACACUAUACCCAAUUCCUCAAACGGGCAGGCAAAUCCAUACAGUUCCCAGCCAAAUUUUGAUAUUCCCGGACAGGCUGCUUAUAGCAGUUACAUUGCCCCGUGGGCUCAGCAACAAAUGCAACCACGGGCGCUACCUUUGGAGCAGACACGCAUGCAACCUCAGUAUCCUCAGAACAAUUAUGGGUACCCUCCUCCACCAUGGGCAUCCAGUUUGAGCUCUUUGGAUAAUCAGCAGUCUCUGCCCAUGUCAGCUCGUCCAUUUGGAUUUGCUGGAGGGCAGGGGUCGUCUCAAACCUCAAUUGAAGGGGGGAGACCUUUUCCAAACAUCAACCCGCCUCUAGUAAAUAACAGGACAAGUGUUACUGCAGGUCCUGCGUCUGCCCCAUCUUCAACAGGUCAAAAACCCUACGUUCCUUCAUACAGGUUGUUUGAAGAUCUCAACGUGCUCGGUAAUGGAGACAAAGGAAAUAAGACGGGAAAUGGUACAUCAACCUCGAGCUUGUCAGGCAUUUCUGGGCAAAAUAGGGUUGGUGGGUGGAGGUGAAACAGGCAGAAAGUUACCUCUUCUGAUUGCGUAGGAAUGUGUACAAAAAUUGAAUCCCAAUUCUGUUAAAAGCUGGAGCUUCGGCAGAAGCAGAAGAUAGGGUUUGAAGGAUUGUUGACCAGAAUGCGUCUCCUGAUAGCCAGCCCAUGCUAUAAUGAAUUGAACUCCCCCAAGUGACAGCUGUAAAUGAUUUGCUCUGAUACGUUCGGAUGGUUUCGCUGCACAAAAUCCAGACAUUUACGAUUUGUGGAGCACUUGAUCCAUCGAUUUGUUGCAUUGGCGAUUGGCUUUUGUUGUCCACAAUGUUUCUUUUGUUGCCGACCAAAACUGCUCUUGGUAACUUUUUUCUUUAAUGGUCGGAAAAUUUGAGAAUGUUCUCUA